This is a messenger RNA of Notechis scutatus (mainland tiger snake), 2018 nucleotides long. RefSeq names its product embryonic ectoderm development (gene EED). Gene Ontology annotation, molecular function: protein binding. The record is from RefSeq and is a predicted model, not a curated record. NCBI's taxonomy places the organism in Eukaryota, Metazoa, Chordata, Lepidosauria, Squamata, Elapidae.
GAUUUUGCGACGGCAGAAGAUGCGAAAGCCGUUUGCGCUUUACGGCCACCGUAAGAACCACCGUACUAGCUCGCCCGGCAGGUCUUCUUGCCUCGGCGCGGUCCUCGUCCGCACUUUACGGUCAGGCGGGAGAGGCGGGGAAGAUGUCUGAGAGGAGGCGUGGAACCGGCGGGAGAAACGAGGCGCCCGAAACAACGGCGGCGGCGGCGGCGGCGGCGGCAACAGAGAUGCCGACCAAGAAGCAGAAGCUCAGCAGCGACGAGAACAGCAACCCCGGUGACCUCUCGGGAGACGAAAAUGACGAUGCUGUUAGUAUAGAGAGCGGUACUAAUACUGAACGCCCUGAUACUCCUACGAACACUCCGAAUGCGCCAGGAAGGAAAAGUUGGGGAAAAGGAAAAUGGAAGUCAAAGAAAUGCAAAUAUUCAUUUAAGUGUGUGAACAGCCUCAAGGAGGAUCACAGCCAACCGUUAUUUGGGGUGCAGUUUAAUUGGCACAGCAAGGAAGGCGAUCCUCUGGUAUUUGCCACUGUUGGCAGCAACCGGGUAACUUUAUAUGAAUGCCAUUCCCAAGGAGAAAUACGGUUAUUGCAAUCGUAUGUGGAUGCUGAUGCAGAUGAAAACUUUUAUACUUGUGCGUGGACUUACGACAGCAAUACAAGCCAUCCUCUUCUGGCAGUGGCUGGCUCCCGAGGCAUUAUUCGAAUAAUUAACCCCAUUACGAUGCAGUGUAUAAAGCACUAUGUGGGCCACGGAAAUGCAAUAAAUGAAUUGAAAUUUCACCCAAGGGAUCCAAAUCUUCUUUUGUCUGUUAGCAAAGAUCAUGCGCUCCGAUUAUGGAACAUUCAGACAGACACUUUGGUUGCGAUAUUUGGAGGGGUCGAAGGACACAGAGAUGAAGUUUUAAGUGCUGAUUAUGACCUGCUUGGGGAAAAGAUAAUGUCCUGUGGCAUGGAUCACUCUCUAAAGCUCUGGCGAAUCAAUUCAAAGAGAAUGAUAAAUGCCAUCAAAGAAUCCUAUGAGUACAAUCCCAAUAAAACGAAUAGGCCCUUUGUUUCUCAAAAGAUUCAUUUUCCUGACUUCUCUACAAGAGACAUACAUAGAAAUUAUGUAGACUGUGUGAGAUGGCUGGGUGAUCUGAUCCUUUCCAAGUCUUGUGAAAAUGCCAUUGUAUGCUGGAAACCAGGCAAAAUGGAAGACAACAUAGAUAAAAUUAAGCCCAGCGAGUCAAAUGUGACCAUUUUAGGGCGAUUUGAUUAUAGCCAAUGUGAUAUUUGGUAUAUGAGGUUUUCUAUGGAUUUCUGGCAAAAGAUGCUGGCAUUGGGCAAUCAAGUUGGCAAACUCUACGUAUGGGACUUAGAAGUAGAAGAUCCGCAUAAAGCAAAGUGCACAACUCUUACUCAUCCAAAGUGCGCUGCUGCUAUCCGACAAACCAGCUUUAGCAGAGACAGUAGUAUCCUUAUAGCUGUGUGUGAUGAUGCCAGCAUUUGGCGCUGGGACAGACUUCGAUAAAUUACGGCUUCCUGAGACUCAUACUGCUUUUUUGCCAUAAUAAUUUCUUACCUGCUGAAAUGCUUUCAGAGUAAUCUUUCCUUGCUUCUGUCAACAGCUGAACUUAGAGAUGGUUACAUUUGAUUUGGUAGCAUUGUCCUUUUUAAAAAAUCCUUUUUUUAAAAUAAAAAAUAUUUUUGUACGUUUGAAAAAAAUAUUUUACUUUUGGUGUUUGAAAGCUGGAGAACUUCCUCUGUGUUAAAUAGAUAUUUGCUAAUUUGUAUGUUUGUGAACAAAACAGAUGAAAGUUUGUGCAUGACAGAGGCAGAUUUGAUAAGAUAAAGAGAACAUUGUUUUAUGCAGCAUUCUACCAACAGUUCCUUCAAAUGUGGGCUUCAUUAUUUUCAAGUAGCUAAUUUUAACGAUCAAAACUUGCUUGAAAACAUUGUGUUAUUUGAAAAGUCAGAUAUUGUAACUGAAUCAGGCUUACCAUAAUUCUAGCAAGGUUCCACUCAUUUCUUUUUCCCU